AUAUGUGUGUGUGUGAGAGAGAGAGAGGACAUUUGCAGGAAAUAACAUUGAACCAUCAUCUUUCAAUCUUUUCCAUAUCUGGUUGGAAAUAACCAAAGAGAAAGGCGACAGGAGGAUGGAGGAGACGGGGAUAUUUUUGAUUGUUCUGCUUGUGAUUCUUCUGCUUCUCUACUUUCUGAAACAGCAGUGGUCACACCGACAUUUUCCCCCUGGACCUCUUGCCCUUCCUCUCAUUGGAGGCUUAUGGAGAAUUAACUUUGGGAUUGGAUUUAAUAUGGACACACCAAUAAAGUUGGCAGAACAAUAUGGAGACAUUUUUACUGUGUGGGGGGGAAAUACACCACUUGUAGUUUUGUUUGGCCUUGAAGCUGUGAAAGAAGGACUGAUUGAUCAUUCAGAAGACUUCUCAGAGCGGCCACAGAGUCCAUUUUUUGGAACUAUAGGAAGAGGAAAGGGUAUUCUAUUUUCAAAUGGACAUGUCUGGAAGCAGCAGAGACGCUUUGGCUUAGUUACCCUGAGAAAACUGGGAGUGGGGAAAAAAAGUGUGGAGGGCCAAAUAGAAGAGGAAUCCCAACAGCUUGUAGAGCUUUUUGUACGUGAAAAAGGGCAACCAUUUGAUCCUGCAUUGCCCAUCACAAAUUCAGUCUCCAACGUGAUAUGUGCCAUGUGUUUUGGAUACCGUUUUCCUCUUGAAGAUAAAACCUUCAAGGAACUGAUUGAUGCCAUCAGAUUUACUAUAGAAUUUGCAACAACUGUGUGGUAUGCGCUAUAUGAAAUGUUCCCGUGGGCCAUGAAGCAUCUUCCAGGGCCUCACAAACAUGCAUUUCGUGCCACAGAGAUGCUGCUUUCAUUAUCAAGAAAAGAAAUACAGAAACAUAAGGAGCAAAAUUCCUUUCAGGAAGCACACGAUUUCAUUGAUUUCUACUUGCUUGAAAUGGAGAAAAGAAAGAAUGAUCCUACCUCUACAUAUGAUGAAGAGAACCUGGCUCAGGAUAUUCAUGACUUACUUGUUGCUGGAACGGAAACAACUGCUGCUUCUCUGAAAUGGGCAAUCCUCCUUUUUGCAAAUCAUCCAGAUAUUCAAGAUAAAACCUAUAAGGAAAUAGAAGAUGUUUUGUGCUCCUCUUCCUUCAGCUAUCAAGAUCUAAAGAAACUCCCUUAUACAAAUGCCGUGCUUCAUGAGAUUCAGCGUUUAAAAUAUCCCAUUUUAUUUGGGGCCCCAAGACAAACAACCAACGAUGUGAAGAUGAGAGGUUUUCUCAUCCCUAAGGGGACAGCUAUUGUACCAAAUCUACGCUCUCUGCUUUUUGCGCCUGAACACUGGGAGUCUCCUAGAGAGUUCAAUCCAAAACAUUUUUUGGAUCAGAAUGGAAAAUUUGUUGCUAGAGAAGAGUACUUGGCAUUUGGUGCAGGGGCCCGGGUGUGUUUGGGGGAGCAGCUGGCAAGGAUGGAGUUCUUCAUCUUCUUGGUCAAUCUUAUGAGGGCCUUCCGUUUCCAGCUGCCUCCAGGAGUCAAAAAAAUCAAUGAAGAACCUAGAACAGGACUGACAACACCACCCCAUCCUUAUAAAGUGUGUGCUGUUCCUCGCUGUAGUUCAUUGCUGUAAUUUUAAACCAAAUCCACACUUCAUUUCAUUUUCCAAAUUUCUUUUCGAUGCUUAAAACAUGGAAGCACACUUGUGAUAUAACUCAGUCAUAAAGAGAUUCAGACUUA
This is a messenger RNA of Anolis carolinensis (green anole), 1713 nucleotides long. Its product is annotated as cytochrome P450 2J6. Gene Ontology annotation, cellular component: cytoplasm; intracellular membrane-bounded organelle. Gene Ontology annotation, molecular function: heme binding; iron ion binding; oxidoreductase activity, acting on paired donors, with incorporation or reduction of molecular oxygen, reduced flavin or flavoprotein as one donor, and incorporation of one atom of oxygen. The record is from RefSeq and is a predicted model, not a curated record. Bases 116 to 1606 code for a protein of 496 amino acids. Lineage: Eukaryota; Metazoa; Chordata; Lepidosauria; Squamata; Anolidae. The transcript is spliced from 9 exons. Gene Ontology annotation, biological process: xenobiotic metabolic process.